AGCGUGAGCGACAGAUCUCCGUGGCCAAUGAUUUGCAGGCGCCUGGAAAUCGCAACCAGUGAUGAGUCUAAGGGGCGGGAGGCAGCAGGUUAGGCAGUGAGAAGUUAGUGGCGCUGCUGGGACGGGGAGAAGAGACGCUUCUUCCUCCUGCUGUUCCUUGCCUUCCCGGGAUCAGCCGCGGCGGUGGCCGCGAGUGAUUCGGCAGCGUCUCCGGCUCCGCGUGAGAACCAUGCUGACGGACAGUGGGGGCGGCGGCACCUCCUUUGAGGAGGAUUUGGACUCCGUAGCUCCGCGAUCCGCCCCAGCUGGGGCCUCGGAGCCGCCUCCGCCGGGAGGGGUCGGGCUGGGAAUCCGCACCGUGAGGCUUUUUGGGGAGGCUGGGCCCGCGCCGGGAGUCGGUGGCGGCGGCAGCGCGGGCGGAGGGGACGCAGCGCUGGAUUUCAAGUUGGCGGCUGCCGUGCUGAGGACGGGCGGCGGAGGUGGUGCCUCUGGAAGCGACGAGGACGAGGUGUCCGAGGUUGAAUCAUUUAUUUUGGACCAAGAAGAUUUGGAUAACCCAGUCCUUAAAACGUCAGAGAUAUUCUUAUCAAGUACAGCAGAAGGAGCAGAUUUACGCACAGUAGAUCCAGAGACCCAAGCGAGACUGGAAGCUUUGCUAGAAGCAGCAGGAAUUGGCAAAUUGUCAACUGCUGAUGGUAAAGCUUUUGCAGAUCCUGAGGUUCUCCGGAGACUGACGUCCUCAGUUAGCUGUGCACUGGAUGAAGCCGCUGCCGCACUGACACGGAUGAGAGCAGAGAGCACACACAGCACAGGACAAGUGGACACUCGCAGUCUGGCAGAAGCUUGUUCAGAUGGAGAUGUGAAUGCCGUUCGUAAAUUGCUAGAUGAAGGCAGAAGUGUAAAUGAACAUACAGAAGAAGGAGAAAGCCUGCUGUGUUUGGCUUGUUCAGCAGGAUAUUAUGAACUAGCACAAGUACUACUAGCUAUGCAUGCUAAUGUUGAAGAUAGAGGGAAUAAAGGAGAUAUAACUCCUCUGAUGGCAGCUUCCAGUGGAGGUUAUUUAGAUAUUGUAAAAUUAUUACUUCUUCAUGAUGCAGAUGUCAACUCCCAGUCAGCAACAGGGAACACUGCACUGACUUAUGCUUGUGCUGGAGGAUUUAUUGACAUUGUAAAAGUGCUUCUUAAUGAGGGUGCAAAUAUAGAAGACCAUAACGAAAAUGGACACACUCCGCUGAUGGAAGCAGCCAGUGCAGGUCAUGUGGAGGUUGCCAGAGUUCUUCUAGAUCAUGGUGCGGGCAUCAACACUCAUUCUAAUGAGUUUAAAGAAAGUGCUCUGACACUUGCCUGCUACAAAGGCCAUUUGGAUAUGGUUAGAUUUCUGCUUGAAGCUGGUGCAGAUCAAGAACAUAAAACAGAUGAGAUGCACACUGCCUUAAUGGAAGCUUGCAUGGAUGGGCAUGUAGAGGUCGCACGUUUGCUUUUAGACAGUGGUGCUCAAGUGAAUAUGCCCGCAGAUUCCUUUGAGUCCCCAUUGACUCUAGCUGCCUGUGGUGGACAUGUCGAAUUGGCAGCACUGCUUAUUGAAAGAGGAGCAAAUCUUGAAGAAGUUAAUGACGAAGGAUACACGCCCUUGAUGGAAGCUGCUCGAGAAGGACAUGAGGAGAUGGUGGCACUUCUGUUGGCACAAGGUGCAAAUAUAAAUGCCCAGACAGAAGAAACUCAAGAAACUGCUCUUACCUUGGCUUGCUGUGGAGGCUUUUCUGAAGUUGCAGAUUUCCUGAUUAAGGCAGGGGCUGACAUAGAACUUGGCUGCUCUACACCUCUCAUGGAGGCUUCUCAGGAGGGACACCUGGAGUUAGUUAAAUAUUUACUGGCUGCUGGUGCUAAUGUGCAUGCUACCACAGCAACAGGAGACACAGCUCUAACCUAUGCUUGUGAAAAUGGACAUACAGAUGUUGCAGAUGUUUUACUUCAAGCAGGGGCCCAUUUAGAACAUGAAUCUGAGGGUGGAAGAACACCUUUGAUGAAAGCUGCAAGAGCUGGUCACUUGUGCACUGUUCAGUUUCUUAUUAGCAAAGGUGCCAAUGUGAAUAGGGCUACAGCCAAUAAUGAUCACACAGUAGUGUCACUGGCAUGUGCAGGAGGCCAUUUGGCAGUGGUUGAACUACUCUUGGCUCAUGGAGCUGACCCUACUCAUCGACUUAAGGAUGGAUCAACAAUGCUUAUUGAAGCUGCAAAAGGUGGCCAUACUAAUGUUGUUUCUUAUCUGUUGGAUUAUCCAAAUAAUGUUCUGUCGGUUCCCACCACAGAUGUGUCUCAACUUACCUCUCCGUCACAAGAUGAAUCUCAGGUUCCACGAGUACCCAUACACACACUUGCCAUGGUUGUGCCUCCCCAGGAACCUGACAGAACUUCGCAGGAGACGUCUACUGCCCUUUUAGGAGUACAAAAAGGUGCAUCCAAGCAGAAGUCCAGUUCUCUGCAGGUAGCAGAUCAGGACCUACUGCCACCUUUUCACCCAUACCAGCCUUUGGAGUGCAUAGUAGAAGAGACUGAAGGCAAGCUGAAUGAACUGGGGCAAAGAAUUAGUGCUAUUGAAAAAGCUCAGCUUAAGUCAUUGGAGUUAAUUCAAGGUGAGCCUCUAAACAAGGAUAAGAUAGAAGAACUUAAAAAGAACAGAGAAGAACAAGUCCAGAAGAAGAAGAAAAUACUGAAAGAACUACAGAAAGUGGAAAGGCAAUUACAGAUGAAAACACAGCAGCAAUUUACCAAAGAAUACUUGGAAACCAAAGGUCAGAGAGACGCAGAGUCUCCACCCCAGCAGUGCUCUCACAGAGGAGUCUUUAUGGCAGGGGAAGAAGAUGGCAGUCUCCCAGAGGACCACUCUUCAGAAUCGCCCCAAGUUGAUACAGUCUCAUUUAAAGAUCAUGGUAUUGAUAAGCAACAGUCUCCAUCAUCGGCAGAACAAAUUAAUUUUGUCCCAGUCCAGCCUCUAUCAUCUCCACAAAGUAACUUUUCCGGUGACUUAGGUUCUAAUGGGACAAAUUCUCUUGUGCUUCAGAAAGUAUCAGGUAACCAGCAGAUCGUAGGACAGCCUCAGAUUGCAAUUGCUGGACAUGAGCAGGGGCUGUUAGUUCAAGAGCCAGAUGGACUCAUGGUUGCAACUCCAGCCCAGACGCUUACCGACACUCUUGAUGACCUGAUAGCAGCAGUGGGAAAACAGUGCAAUUAAUCAUUUACCUUCCUAAAGAUGGCUGGUGAGUGUAUCACCUCCAUGAGAGCCCAGUUCAGAAUUGCAGCCAGAAUGGCUGUUGACAGUGGAUGAAGACCAAGAACUAAGAUGUAGCUGGAGUGAUAUUCAAAGGCAGGCCAGUCCUCUGUCUCUUGAUUGCAACAUUUUUUUCCUUAUUGUUGUCUGUUUCCUCUUGUCAUAUUCUCCUCCCCAUCCCACCCCAAUUAUACUAUCCCAGUUUCCUUUCUUCUUUUGUGAGCCUGUAGUCUUCCUGAUCUUUACUAAAUCUUUUAAAAUGUGGAAUAAGAUUAAAUCAGGAAUUUUUGUUGAGUAUAUGUGUUAUUUCCAUUGGUUAUAGAUGUAAUUUUGCCAUUGAGGCUUCUCUGCCAUGUAAUAAAUAGUAUUGUGAAGAAGAAAAAUGUCUAAUUUUCUUAAAAUUCAAAUGCUGCGAAAUAUUUUAAGGAGUUAGGAUUGUUAUUCUUUAAUUUGAAUUUUUAUAUUUUGUGGUUCUUCUUAAGAAGUCAAGUUUAUUUUAACCACAACAGUGCUAAAGGAAACUUGUAGUUAACUUUAUGGUAAUUUUACAGAUGGUUCUUGAAAGUGUUUAUUUUACUAUAGUAUUUUUAAAUAGAAAAGAUCUUUUACAGAGUUCACAUGAAACUUAAAAAUUACCUUAGAAAAUAUUUUAGUGUUAUGUUAAUUGACGUAAUAAAACUUAGACCUUAAAUACUCAUCACAUUCUAAAUAACUUAAAUUGCCAAAUAAAAAGCUCUAUUUUAUGAAGUUUAUCUGUUUUGAAAUACAUGGUGAUAAUUGUACUCUCUGUUGAAGAUGAUGACAUGUCUCACUUAAAAUUAUUUUUUCCAAGUCUAAUUUUCUUAAUUCAUGGUGUCAAAAAUUACACAAGGUUAAUAGCUAACUAUAGUUGUAAAACUUUCAAGCAUAUCGGUAGGGUUAUGGAGCAAGCCAUAGGCAAAAUUAAUUCUACUUUAAUUUAUUCUUGUUAGUAAUAGAGAAAAUAGUAUGUAUUUUAAAGUUUCACUUGGGGAUAUAUCCCUCCAUAGGGAAUGUAAAUUUCCCUUUUUAAGAAUGUUUUCUCAUUAUUGCUGCUCUACUCUCAAAAUAUUGUCAUGUUAAUUGAUGAAUUGUUUAAAUAUAUAUACAUAGCUUAUUAAUGUCAUAACUCAUGUCAUUUACUCAACCUAUAGCAUGUAAUCUUAGAUAUGUCAAAUUCUAUAGUCCUAAACAGAAUAUUCAAUCUUGAUUAGGAACAAGCCACCUCAAAUCUCUGUCUUCUGAAAGCAUUAGGCUUUUAUCAGUUAUAAUAACAAGUGAUCUUAAAAGUUAAAAUGUUUAUCUAAUUUAUAUGAAAUUGUAUAUGAUAUGCUCAUGGAAGCAGUUAUUACAACUUUUAUUUCUAAUAUUAUGUUUAUGUUUUGUUAAUUUUCUUUAGUUUUAAUAGCCACUUAUAUACUUCCUUGAAUUUUUUUUAAAAAAUUACUUCUUGAUUGACACCUGUAAUCCUAGUACUUGGGAAGUAGGCACAGGAGGAUCAGGGGUUCAGAGUCAUCCUAAUUACAUGUUAAGUUCAAGGCCAGUCUAGGACAUACUGUCUUAAUUAAAUAAAAAGAAAAGGGAGGAAAAUACACUUCGAUUAAAAACAAACUGGAAAAUACUCUAGAAAUUUAGAGCAAUUUAAAGAAAUGCAAAAUAGCUUUGACUGUUGAGCAGUUGUAAAAGCAUUCAAUAAAAUUUCAUUACUAUACAGAGGAUUGAUUAAAAGUCAUUAUCAAUUUAGUAUCUAUGAAACACUAUGUACCAAGCUUAGUGUUAGUUACUUUAUUUAAACCAUCUUAGGCUGUUUAAACUCAUCCCACAAAAUAGAUUUUCCUAUCUCAGUUCUGUUGGAAACUAAAGCUUUGAGAAAGGAAGUAGAGGCUAUUUCCCCAGACUUUUUCCUGACUCAGGAGUUCCUUCUCAUCUUUCUUUAAUAAAUCUACAUCCAUCUGCAAGAGGAGUAAUAUAGGGAGCUGCUAAUUAUUAUAAAAUUUUUACUUUGUUCAGCCAUAUUUAAGAACCUUAGUUAAAGCUAGGCAUGGUGGUAUAGCCUUAAAUUUGGGAACUCACGAAGCAGAGGGAAGGCAGAUCCCUGGGUUCCAAGCCAGCCAGAGCUACAUUGUGAGAUCCUGUCUGUAGAGAAAGAAAAAAAAGAGAAAAAAGAACCUUAGUUGUUAUAUUAUGCAUUUGAUUUUUAAUAAAAGUUGUGCAUUUAUCUUAAAAUACUAUUUCUUUCUUUUUUUUUUUUUUUUCUUUUUUUCGGAGCUGGGGACCGAACCCAGGGCCUUGCGCUUGCUAGGCAAGCGCUCUACCACUGAGCUAAAUCCCCAACCCCUAAAAUACUAUUUCUUAUAUACUUCUAAAUUCUAUUAGAAUAAGUCAGUCUUGUUCUUAUAUUAAAAUUUGAUGUGUAUGUGAGUUAAUAUGGUUUUGUGUCUAAUCAGUAUUGCUGUUGGUACUCUGAUGCACAUGUUUAUGUCACACUUUUAAGAGGGCCGGAGAGGUGGCUCAGCAGUCAAGAGCACUGGCUGCUCUUCAGGUCCUGAGUUCAAUUCCCAGCAAUCACAUGGUGGCUAACAACCAUCUGUGAUGGUAUCUGAUGACUUCUUUUGGUGUGUCUGAAGAAAGCGACACAUAUAUAAAAUAAAUAAAUUUUUUUAAAAAAAUCAUAGUUUAAGUAUUUGUUUUAAGUGACACUGCAAUGAUCAUUGUGAAGUUUAAAAAUAAAAUAUUAGGGCCUGCAGAGAUGGCUCAGAGAUUGAGAGCAUUUACUGUCCUUCCAGAGUACCUAAGUUCAGUUCCUAGCGCCCAUGUCAGGUAGCUCAACAACACCAAUAGAACUUGGAAUGGUGGCAUUAUGCCUUUAAUCGUAGCUUUCAGGACACAAAGGCAGAUGGCUAUGUGAAUUUAAGGUCAACCUUGUCUAUAUAAAGAGUUCCGGGCCAGUCAGGGCUACAUAGUGUCUCUUACACAUAUACAUACACAAAGAUCAACCACUCCAGUGUUAUGGGAUCAGAAUUUUAGCUAUAGGUACCCCAACGUACAUGUGAUACAUAUACAACAUAAAUACAAUAAUUAAAAAUAAAAUAAGUUUUUUAAAAGAAUUUGGAGAUCCUCUUAUUUCAGAGGGAUUUAUAUUUUAAAUAAUAAUUACCUUUGAUGUUAAUAUUUUACUUUUAGGCUUUAAUUUUGUUUUCUUUUUCAAGACAGGGUUUAUCUGUGUGGCCCUGGCUGGCCUGGAAUUUGCUCUGUAGACCAAGCUAGCCUCUCCCACAGAAGCAGAGGCUGGUAGGUCUCUGAGGUCCACCUGUUUGAGUCCUGGUGCUAAAAGAGUGUCACCACCACCCAGCUUAAGCUUUUUUUUUUUUUUUUUUUUUUUUUUUUUUUUUUUUUGGUUCUUUUUUUCGGAGCUGGGGACCGAACCCAGGGCCUUGCGCUUCCUAGGUAAGCGCUCUACCAGCUUAAGCUUUAAUUAAAUGAAAGUGAUCAUUACUAUGACAUAUACCAAAUAAUAGUCAUAACAUUUCUAUUUUGUCACAAAUGUUAGGGAAGUCCUCUAUGUUCUUAGCACAGCCCAGUUUGUUUUUUAUUGUUUUGAUUUAGGGUUUCACUCAGUUGCUCAGUCCUUGGAUUGAGCCUGUAACUAGGCAGGCCUUGAACUUGUGAUCUUCCUGCCUUGGCCUGUGGAUCAGCUGGAUUGUAUGACCAGGCCUGGUGCUGUUUUUUGGGGGUUAGGGGGAGCAGAGUCUCAUGUAGUCUAGGCUAGCCUUAAACUCCUAAUAUUUCAUGUUCUAUCACCCAAGUAUUAAGAUUUACAGGUGAGUAGCACCAUAUUCAUUAAGUGAUUAAAACCUUGCAACAUAUUUUAUUUCUCUAGUAGCAAUAAAAUUUUAUGUUAAAAUUUGUUAUUCCAUACUACAUACAAAAUUUUGCUUGGUUUCAUAAAAAGUCAGGUCAAAAUAUUACACUUGGUUUUUCUAUUGCCCUACUUUUGAACAGUGUAAAAUUUUUAAUUUGAAUUGUAUAUUGAUUUUUCUGUUGUAGUUUUCUGCUUCUGUCAUUUUAAGAGACAUUUUGUCCAGAGAUAGGAAAUGUUUUAAAAAUUAAUGAAAAUGUCGUGGUUCUAAAGUAUAAUGUUCUUAUACAACCUUUAUAACUUUCAUUUGUAAUUAAUCCUAUUAAAGUCACUUUCCAUGGAAUGGUUCUGAUUGUCAUUAUUACAGAGAAAAUAUCUUAGACUACUAUAGCAUACCAUGUUUUGAAGUAAUAGAGCUGUUGAAUACACAGGAAAUGUGUAUAUUUUAAGUAAGUUCUAUAAAGGAGUCUUUCAUAACAUCACAUUUUAGCUUUCUACUCUAGUCAAAUACUUUUAAAAGAGAUAACAGGAAUAAACUGAUAGAAAUUUAAUUCUUUUUUUAAGGUAUAUGUUAAUAAUUACAAGACCCACCACUGAAAAUAUAAGUCAUUAAAGUGUUAUAUGUCAAUCUAGUAUGUUGUGGGGGUUGUUGGUUUUUGUGUAACAGUAUCUGCCACUUAAAUGGAAUGACAAAAAGUUUUAAAGCUUUAAGUAAUCAUUCCUAUUAAUAGCUAGAUAAUUAAAUGUUAUUUUGUGGUGAAUAAAGUUGUUGGAAUUUAUAUCACCAAUAUGUUUUAUAUAUUGGUGGGGAGAAGAAGGGAUGGCUUAUGUAGAAUCAAACCCAGGCAUAUUAAAUUUUGCUGAGUUAUUUUAGCUUCUAAAUUAAACUGGGAGUGGCACAUACCAGUAAUCCCAAUGCUUGACAGUAGAGAUGGGAGGAUGAAUAGUUCAAGACCAGCUUUAGCUGCACAUCAGAUUUGAGGCCAGCCUGGACUCGAUGAGACUUUGUCUCAAAAAAAGGAUAAAUUAAAAAGCCGAAGUAAAUUACUAAGUUGGAUUUUAUAAGCUUAUUUCCAUUGUGGAAAUUUCCUAUUCUAUUGGUUAUAUCUUUUCUGAGUUUUUCUUUCUUGAAUAGUAAUAGUUAUAUUUUCCAAUACAGUGAAUAAUAGUACUGAAAGAAUUGUAAAAUGUCCCAUUUUGCAUUUAUUGAGCAUUUACCUUGUGCCAGGUACUGUUAAGUCCUUUAAAUACAUUAUCUCAUAAAUUACUAACCUUUUUUUCAAGAUUAGUCCUACUUAACCCUUUGUGAGUCAAAGCAACAUCCUCUGUGAAACAAAGAUAGACAAAAUAAUUUCCAACUCUGUUUUCAACACCACAUUUUGGGUUUGGGUUUUGACUUUGCUUUGCUCUGUAGCUUGGGAUGACCUUGAACUCCUGACUUCCUCACCUCCCAAGUGCUAGAAUUACAGGCAGGUAUCACCAUUCUAAACUGCAACUACAAGUUGACUUUCAGAAAUAGAUUUUUACCUAACUCAGAAAUAAAUAGUAGCUGGGCAUGGUGGUACAUGCUUUUAUCCCAGCAGGUGUGUUUGAGCCUAAGGGCAGCAUGCUUGUUGCAUAGGGAAUUCCAGGAAAACCAGGGCUGUAUAGUGAGACUGUGAC
Rattus norvegicus (Norway rat) is the source of this 8807-nucleotide messenger RNA. NCBI's taxonomy places the organism in Eukaryota, Metazoa, Chordata, Mammalia, Rodentia, Muridae. The record is from RefSeq and is a predicted model, not a curated record.